Messenger RNA from Aureobasidium musti, 899 nucleotides. Lineage: Eukaryota; Fungi; Ascomycota; Dothideomycetes; Dothideales; Saccotheciaceae. The record is from the annotation of a GenBank genome assembly.
CUAGCAUAAUGUCUAACAUCGACCUCUCCCUUCCAGACUCCGUGCCCGGAGCGGCGCGAUUCAAAAAUAGGCCAAUGACUCUAGAUUCUUUCGCAAUAUACAGUCUCCUCUCGCCCCAAACAGAACCACCGAACCUAGUCGAAGCAUGCAACUCCGAGUGUCCGCGGGACGACUACGUCCACUUUCGUCCAGCCCUCAAAAUCACUUCUCUCAAAGAGCUCAUCAACUUUCACCUGAACACAACUGUAGAGGAUGGCUUCGACCCUAACUAUUUCCUGGUUGUGACGGAGCCAGAGUGGCAAGACAAGGGAGUUUAUGUGGUUACUUUGGGAGAUGAAGAUGGGAAACCUGAUGCAUUCAUGAUGAAAGCAACAGACUCUGGACUUCUCUUUGUGAAUCUGCAGAUCGGGAAUACGGAUUGGUAUGAAGCCAAAGAAAAUUACGAAUUCAGUGGCGAUAACGACGACACGCAAGAUCUUGGGUUAGAAGGAACAUUCCCCGACGGAGCUGCCAAGAAGAAACCAGCCACAGGCUUCUACAUAGCCUUCUACUCUAUCCCCGGAAUCGAUCUCACACAGUUAAUCCGCGACGUUGAACCCUUCCACGACGGAAAAGCACCAGAAGACCGUGUGUGUCGCUUUGAAGGCUUCUUGAAACCCGAUAGAGAUCUUGUUUCACAGACCUCAGGCUCUUGGCAUCCUCAAGCAUGCAUGUCCAAUCCUUAUCUGUGCAAGAUGUACUUCUUCAUCGUGGACAGUAAGGAUUACAAGGAGGAUGGGUUUUUGUUGUGUAACGUCAAGGAGCAUAAGACGAAGAGAGUGGUUUGCAGUCAAGGUGUCACGGUGCCGAAGUUCUGUAACAUCGCACAGGNNGGGGACCGUCGAUGGGACGAGGAGGAU